UACGACGAUUUGGGCGUGGCUGCCAGUUGCACCGUAGCUAGCUAGCUCUCUCGCUGUUUAUCUCCACUUUGCAGCAUCGAAUAGACAUGAAUCGCAAGGUACAACAGAGGGUAAGAUGCAGUAAUAGCUGCUAAAUGAGACAUACAGUGAAAUGCAUGGGGAAUAGCGAGACAGAUGCGCGCAAGCAAGUGAGAGCUACGUUAGCUAAAGGGGUGGGGCUGACUUGGUUGAGUGCAGCUAGCUAGCUAGCGUUUCUGCAGUCGGACGCAGCCGUAUCGCCGGUAACGAAGUCGCCGCGGACUCGAGCGGAGCCGGGCACCAGGAUGUCGGUCCUGCUCUCCAAUCCCGACUAUCUGCUGGAGGGAUUCGCCGAGAAGAGAUGCAAGUAUAUUGGUGUACUGGAGAACAUUCCCACCACUCUGGAUCUCAAUGACAGAAAUUUCCUUCUCAACAUCCUCGACUCCAGCCGAAACUCGGGGAAGUUGCCGUGGAAACUGGGGCUUGAUGAUGAGGUUACCGUGACGAUAUCGGCGUUAAAUUUAAAGAUCAUCAAAGAAGACAGAACAGGGACUGUUCUUCAUCGACUACCGAUACAUGAGGUGGCCUCCUGUGUCUACGUCAAUGACGACGACCAACACUUGCUGUUCCUGAGAGCUGGUGACAGUGACCACGCCCACUGCCCCGUUCACGUCGUCAUGGUCAACAGGAGGGCAGAUGCGGAGGAGGUGUGUGGGAUCCUGAGAGAGGUGUUCCAGCUGGUUUACACCGAGGCAACCAUCAGACAACUGAACGACUCGAUCACCGCAGGGGAGAGGGGAUCGAUGGCUGCCACGGCAACACAACAGACACCUUCAGGAGGAGUCAAGAGUGAUGCGAGGAGACAGUUGCAGUUGUCAGGAGACGGACAGAAUGAAGAAGAAGAAGAGGAGGAGGAGGAAGAUGGCGCCACAGCAGAGGAGCUGGUUCAGCAUUAUAUGGAGCGACUCCACAAGCUGCUGGAUUUGAAGGAACUUCGAGACUUUGCGUCUCUUCUGAAACGAUACCGCGACGACCUCCCAGUGACCCAGUUCCUGACUCGCCUGAAGAGGUUGUAUGGAUCGCAGCGAAGUUUCCUCAUUCCAGGAAUGAGAUCUUUCAUCCCAGAGGAAGACAGAGCAGAGUUUGAGGAAUUUCUCGUUGAAAACAAUCUCCCAACUGACCAGCCACACCCACCAGCACUCUCUGCUGUCACAAAGCCACACCCACCAGCACUCUCUGCUGUCACAAAGACACACCCACCACCACUCUCUGCUGUCACAAAGCCACACCCACCACCGGCAACUCAGGUGGUGUCUCAGUCAUCAGGGGGGGAGGGGGAGAGAGGGAGGAGGGGGAGGAACCGCCGCACGAGUGGAGCCAGAGUUGCUGACAUGGACAAGUUCCUGGCCGAUAUCGACUCCCACGCUGAGGCCAUGAUGGACACUUCCAACUUUUGAAAUUCUUUAUUUUGUGCUUAUGUAAGAUAGAAUCUCAAUGUUGUGAAUUCUACUGUGUUGCAAUUUGAAGUGAAUUAUGGCCAGCU
Molecule: messenger RNA, 1561 nt
Organism: Geodia barretti
Lineage: Eukaryota; Metazoa; Porifera; Demospongiae; Tetractinellida; Geodiidae
Source: the annotation of a GenBank genome assembly